This is a messenger RNA of Gloeophyllum trabeum ATCC 11539, 1017 nucleotides long. Its product is annotated as Aldo/keto reductase. The transcript has 13 exons. The record is from RefSeq and is a predicted model, not a curated record. The annotation marks the transcript as partial. Lineage: Eukaryota; Fungi; Basidiomycota; Agaricomycetes; Gloeophyllales; Gloeophyllaceae.
GUCCGACUGGGCAAGUCGGGGCUGAAGGUAUCCAAGAUCAUCCUUGGGAUGAUGUCCUACGGGAGCACCGGAUGGCAGGACUGGGUCAUCGAAGAUGAGGAAGAGGUGGUCAAGCAUGUUAAGACAGCAUAUGACGCGGGUAUCAACGCGUUCGACACAGCAAAUGUGUACUCCAAUGGCCUGUCCGAAGUAUUACUUGGGAAAGCUAUUAAGAAGCUUAACCUUCCGCGAGACGAGAUCGUCGUCAUGACCAAGGUCUAUGGCACUGUAGCCCGUACCUACGACACGAAUCUCAUGAAGACUGGCAAGUCACCGGAGGAAGUCGGCCACGUCAACCAGCACGGCCUGAGUCGCAAGCAUAUAUUCGACUCCGUCAAACACAGCUUAGAGCGACUGCAACUGGAUUAUAUCGAUCUCUUGCAAUGCCAUCGAUUUGACAAAGAUACUCCCAUCGAGGAGACUAUGCAAGCACUUCAUGACGUCGUGAAAGCCGGAUAUGUUCGUUACAUCGGAAUGAGUUCUUGCUGGGCCUACCAGUUCCAGGCGAUGCAGAACUACGCCAUAAACAAUGGACUCACUCCGUUCGUCUCCAUGCAAAACCAUUACAGCUUGGUAUACCGCGAGGAGGAACGUGAGAUGUUCCCCACCUUGAAGGUCAGUAACAUGGUUAUGUUCGGCGUCGGCUCCAUCCCCUGGUCGCCGCUCGGCCGCGGUAUCCUUACCAGACCCCUGGACGCUCAAGCCACGAAACGAGGCGCUGUCGACCAACGGCUGUUAAAGAACGCGCAUCGUCCGUCCAGCGUCGAGGAACUCGCAAAUAAGAGAUCUGCCUCCAUGGCUCAAGUCAGCAUUGCUUGGAUCCUCGCGAAAGAAGGUGUCACUGCUCCCAUCGUCGGUACCACCAGUCUGAAGAAUCUUGAAGACAUCAUUGGUGGAGUGAAGAUUAAACUGUCGCCCGACGAGAUCAAGUACCUGGAGGAACCGUACAGGCCUCAAUCGGUGAUCGGACACUUUUGA